UCAGAUUAAUGCAAUUUUAGUUAUUGACAAGUGAACGCCGGAUAAUAACCUUGUCUACGUCCGGGUUUAACAUGUAGUAUAUAAAUACACGUUAAGUGUGUGACGAUGUAUGUUCGGGCAGUGUAUUUUAGUGUAGCAGCAAUAUUAUUCAGCUGCAUUGACAUAACCAUUGGAUCAUGCACUCCACCUUCCUCCUUCUGUGGUAAUAUUGGGCUCGAAUUGAGUGGCUACAGUAGUUGCAAUGACAAAGUUGACAAGGAAGACACGACACACCAGCCUAUUGUAUCAUUCGAACAUGCAGAUUCGGACAAUUUGUACACGUUGAUUAUGGUAGAUCCGGAUGCUCCAGCACCUGAUAACCCAUCACUGGCUCACUGGCUACACUGGCUGGUAACAAAUAUAAAGGGAUCAGACUUUGGGAGUGAAGAUCUCGGUGGCACAACAAUUAUGAAGUACGAAGGGCCAAGUCCACCAAAAGGAACUCACAGGUACCAGUUCUUGUUGCUUAAGCAGACUGGACAGAUCACUGUUGCAAAGCCAAGCAGUAGAGCACGUUUCCAGCUGAAGGACUUCCUCGCUAACGAGAAGUUUGAUUGCAAUGAUGUAGCAACUUUCCAAUACAAAGUCGAUGCAUAAUUAAUUCUGUCUAGAUCUUUCCAUUUCAUUAAAUAAAUGACUAGUUACAGAUUGUGAA
Molecule: messenger RNA, 694 nt
Organism: Mytilus californianus (California mussel)
Lineage: Eukaryota; Metazoa; Mollusca; Bivalvia; Mytilida; Mytilidae
Product: protein D2-like
Exons: 4
Coding region: 106-636 (176 amino acids)
Source: RefSeq, a predicted model, not a curated record